Messenger RNA from Leptosia nina, 1284 nucleotides. The record is from the annotation of a GenBank genome assembly. Lineage: Eukaryota; Metazoa; Arthropoda; Insecta; Lepidoptera; Pieridae.
AUGUUAACAAUUAACAACAAUUACUGGAAGAAAAGAAAUGUUGUGGAAGUGAAUUAUGCAGCUUGGGAUUUCAUAUUAGGCAAAUGUGCGUUACCAGAAGUUUACAGAAACGUGUAUAACGCUUUCCCUGACAAAGAUCACGUCGGAAUGUAUUUAGGACCUAAACCGAUUCUGAUUUUAAGAAACUUGGAAGAUAUACAGAGUGUCUUAUUAAAUGAUUUUCAAAGCUUUCACAGCCGUGGUUACUUUGUAAAUUCAAAAGAGGUUUUAGCGGAUAACCUUCUUCUGAUAAGCGAUUAUUGCCGAUGGAAACUGAUAAGACAAAAGAUGUCACCAGUUUUUACCAUAUCCAAAAUAAAGAGCAUGUACCAGACUAUAUAUCGGUGUGCUUCGGAUUUAAAAGAGUAUGUACGAGAUAAAAAUGUAAGAAAGGAUCCAUUAAGAUUCUUAGAUAAGUACAACUUUGUAGCUAUCGGUAUGGCAAUAUUUGGAUUAGACUUUUCAACAUCUAACACAAUAGAAACAUCAAUUGUGGACACGGCGUGUAGUUCUGCUAACUGUCAACUUGUAUUUACGUUGAAAAUGCUGAUAAAUAACACGUUUCCGAAAUUAUUUAACUUCUUUAAUAUGAACACUUUCGGUGACCACAAAGAUCUUAUAAUGAAAAUUAUGAAACAAGUUCUGAAUGAAAGGCGCAAAAUGCCAGGGAAGCGACACGAUUACAUUGACAUGUGCUUAGAGAUACAAAAGGAAGAAACGAUUCUAGAUAAAACAACGGGUUUUGAAUUAAGAACAACUGAUGAGUUUAUAGCGACGCAGGCGUUUUCACUAUUCUUUGCUGGUGUUGAGACUUCUGGAACCACACUCAACUUUACUCUACUAGAAUUGGCUAACAACGAAUCGGUGCUAGAAAAAGUUCAUAAGGAAAUUGAUGAAGCUUUUGCAAAUCGGGACCACCUUACCUAUCAGGACAUAGAAGAUUUAGUAUAUCUCGAUCAAGUUUUAAAUGAGUCAUUGAGAAAAUAUCCACCCAUUGGCUCAAUGCAAAGAGUGGCCACGCAAGAUACAAUAUUACCCAGUAAUUUAAGGAUUGAGGAAGGAACAGUCGUUAUUGUACCGAUAUAUGGCUUGCAUAUGGACAAUAAAUAUUUCGAGAACCCAGACAUUUUCGACCCUGAUCGCUUUUCUCCGGAUAAUAAAGCGGAAAUACAAAAAUACUCUUAUAUACCUUUUGGGGAGGGAAACAGAAUUUGCAUUGGUAAGGAAAGAAUUAUUGUUUUAUGA